CAAAGCAGAGACAUUCAUUCACUGAUCACUCCAAAAGUCAUGGACUGGUUUUCUUGGCUAUCAAAAACAGGGCUUGACCCUUCACUUGUGUAUGAAUAUGGCCUUACCUUUGCCCACAAUGAGCUUGAACAUGAAGAUAUUGUUUACUUCAACCAUGAAUUCCUCCAAAGCAUGGGAAUCUCCGUAGCCAAACACAGGCUAGAGAUCCUCAAAUUAGCAAGAAAACAGAGAGGAACAAGCCCAAGAAGCAUAUCAAAGAUUCUUGUUGCAAUCAAGAAGACAAAGAAGAGUCUCGAGAGGUAUAUUACGACACUGAUUUGCCGCGAAACAUCGGCUAUUGUUGUGGUUCCAAGGCCAAGCUAUAGCAAUAGAAUGAGAGGAGCAAUGUUGAAGAGGAAAAAGAAGAUGGUUUUGGCUAAACAAGAGAGGCUUUUGCUCACAAAUGGAAGCCCUGGUAUUAGGGUUGAUAGCUUUUCAAGUCCUUAUGAUCAUCAACAGAUGGAGGCCUGUGAUGAUGAUGAAGGGUACUGGUCAACUGGUCUUGAAGAGAUCAGGUGGGAUACUAUGUUUCAAGAUUUAAAACCCACAUAAGAUUCACUCUCUUGUUCUUUUUUCUUAAGUUAAUUUAUUGGUUUUGUUUCUUCUGAUCCUUCAAAUGUUCAUGGUGAUAGAUGGGUUUUAGGGGUUCUUCCACCAUAACUUUUUUCUUCUAAUUUUCCUUUUUUCUUGUCAUUUAGGUUGUGUGAUUAGAAAUAUUUUGUUAAAUCCUUGUCUUUAGUAGGUGGGUCUGGCAGCGUCUGUUCAAGCAAUCAGUUUGUCUCCCCUGCUUUUGUGCCUUGUUAUCCUUUUCUUGAUAGGAAAGGAAGCCCUAGUGUUUUAAUUUAGUGUUGUCAUAUUUAGGAGAGUGAUUUGUAUUAGCUAUGCAAGUAAGCAUAAUAUUGUAAGAAUCUUUGUUUCCAAAGCUAUACCAACGAGAGAGGUGGUUCGGUUGACAA
Tripterygium wilfordii is the source of this 995-nucleotide messenger RNA. RefSeq lists its product as uncharacterized. The record is from RefSeq and is a predicted model, not a curated record. NCBI's taxonomy places the organism in Eukaryota, Viridiplantae, Streptophyta, Magnoliopsida, Celastrales, Celastraceae. The transcript has a single exon. The coding region runs from base 40 to 591 and encodes 183 amino acids. Gene Ontology annotation, molecular function: protein binding.